Messenger RNA from Lactuca virosa, 396 nucleotides. The record is from the annotation of a GenBank genome assembly. NCBI's taxonomy places the organism in Eukaryota, Viridiplantae, Streptophyta, Magnoliopsida, Asterales, Asteraceae.
AUGCUGAGAGGAGAGAUUCUUAAAGCAUGGCUAAAGAGAUGUGGAAAGAUGAAUAAUGAAGUUUUACCUUCUGCUGCAGAGUGUGAUAAGUGCUGGCAAUGGGCAUUCAGGUGGUCGUCAUCUUUCAUGCAUGGAGGAAAGGAGGAAGCGUGUAUUCCUAGAGAUGUCCCAAAGGGUCAUUUGGUGGUAUAUGUAGGUGAAAGCCAGAGGAGGUUUGUGAUCAAGGUGAAGUUACUAAAACACCCUCUAUUCGGUGCGUUGCUGGAUCAAGCUCGAGAAGAGUACGAGUUUACAGCUGAUUCCAGACUUUAUAUACCCUGCAAUGAGGAGAUCUUUCUUGGUGUAGUUCGGUGUGCCAUGACCCCACGGGAUCGAAGAAUCAUGUUUUGUUUUUGA